ACCCCACAGCUGGAGACACAGCGGAGAGGACAGCCAAUCACCAUGAAGACCACCUCCCACUGUCUUGCCUUCUCCAUCCUCCUCCUCUUCCACCAUCUCCCCACCAUCUGCCCCCAGUGCCACCGUGCCGUUGGCAAAUCCUGCCAGGUCCCCCCCGUCCCCGGCACCGACAUUGUGGGUUCAGGUCUGGAUGUCACCACCAUGUCCCUCACCGAGGGCCAAGUGUUGGCCAUCACCAAACCCACCAGCAGGCACUGCGUUGUCUGCGUGGACCGUCUCCACGAAGGACGGUCCCUCCUCCUCUACAAUGGCAUCAGCAAGUGGCGAGCAGGGAGUAAGUGCCGGAAGAGGUCCUCGCUGGCCACUGGCAGGAAGUCCAUGAAGACGCUGGUGUCCCAGACAGAGAAGAUGGCGCAGAAUUGGAAAGUGGGGCUGAGGGUGGCCCUCCACCCGGGGAUGGGGGUUGCCCUGGCCGUGGCCGGGUCCCACUCACGGGUGGCGGAGUUCGGAAUGCAGAAGGAGCAGGAGGACCGCUACUCAUUCGCCAGCACUGAGCUGCACUGCGUGCACUACUGGAUCUCAGCUUCACACAAACCCAGACCAUCCUCCCACUUCCUCCAUGCUGUUCGAUCCCUCCCCCCCCACUACACCCCCACCACUGCCCCGGAUUACGCCGACCUCUUGGCUGCAUACGGCACCCACUACAUCCACUCGGCCCAACUGGGCGGCCUCCUCCGCUCCAUCACCGCCAUCCGUUCGUGCCGUGCCGCCAUGAUGGGCGCCGGCACCCAAGAAGUGGCUGAUUGUUUGAGUGCAGAAAUGACCGCCAACAUGAAGUCAGCCGCGUUCAGCGCCAUGUCCAGCGCGUGCCGCAAAGCCAAAUCCAAAAACAGUGCCCACAGUGCCUUCCAUCAACUCUUUGACGAACGGAUGGUGGAGGUGGAAGGUGGUGAGCAACAUGGCGACCUCCUCUACGGUCCACCAGAGAACUAUGCCAAGUGGUUGAGCUCCCUGCAACGCCUGCCUGGGUUGGUCGCCUCUAUUGUCAGGCCCCUGCACACCUUGCUGCCCCCCCAGGAUCCACGCCAGGCAGCACUGAAGGCAGCCGUCAGUCACUACAUCGCAUGGAGAGCGCUGAGGGUGAACUGCAGCCAACAGUGUGCUGGUCACAGUGCCGUUGGGUUGUGUCAGUGCGGGUGUGCAGCUAACAACGCGGUCAGUGCCGACUGCUGUUCCAAACACCGCGGGAUGGCGCAGGUGACAGUGACAGUGUUGGAGGGCAGUGGGUGGCGUGGUGACUUUUUCACCCCAACUGAUGCAUAUGUGCUGUUGUACUUCAAUGGUCAACGUGUACGAACAGCAACGGUGUGGAACAACAAUCGGCCCAGGUGGGGCGCACGGUUCGAUUUCGGGUGGGUGAUGCUACACCCACACCAAAAGAUGAAGGUGGAGGUGUGGGAUCAGGAUAAUGGGUGGAAUGACGACCGUUUAGGGGUGUGCGAAUUACCGGUGCAGGCCACAGGCAGACAGCAGCGCAACGUUGUGUGUUUUCCAGGAGGCGGUCACCUGAAGCUCAGCUACAGCGCGAUGUGUGGGCCAAGUCUGGGGGGUUCUGAAUGUUCAGAGUACAUUCCACAGCCCCCGAAAGGUCAGGGGGGGCUCUAUCGAUUGUCACAGUGGCCACCAAAGUCUGGAGAUGUUGGCCCUGUGGCAUGGCCACAGCACAAGGAGGGUGAGGAGGAGGAGCAGGAGGAGGAGGAAGAGGAGGAGGAGGAGGAGGAGCAGGAUAAUUUUUGGGAGGUACUGGGGGUUUCUGAGGACAAUAGGACAAUGGUUGAGGAUGAGGACCACCAAGAUCCAUCAUCAGAUCUCCAAAAUCCAUCAUUCAACCCUCAAAAUCUAUCAGUGGAUCUCAAGAAGGAUCCAGAUCCACGGAUUCCAUUUCCUCGCUACAGGGCAGCUCCUCCAGCCCCAUAACAUCCACCCUUCAUGUUGAUGGUGGACCCACACAUGGAGGCCUUUGGUCCUACAGCCUCAGCUACUGCCCCACAAGUUCUGGUGUCCCCCCACCUCUGGUAUAGUGUGAUCUGUGGGACCUACACAUUCCCCGCUCCCCUCAGCUCCAUAGCUGUGGGCAGGAUUAAAUGCUUUUUGCUGCAGCA
Molecule: messenger RNA, 2162 nt
Organism: Gallus gallus (chicken)
Lineage: Eukaryota; Metazoa; Chordata; Aves; Galliformes; Phasianidae
Gene: PRF1
Product: perforin 1
Exons: 3
Coding region: 43-1977 (644 amino acids)
Biological process (GO): leukocyte mediated cytotoxicity
Molecular function (GO): pore-forming activity; calcium ion binding
Source: RefSeq, a predicted model, not a curated record